Molecule: messenger RNA, 1120 nt
Organism: Tyto alba (common barn owl)
Lineage: Eukaryota; Metazoa; Chordata; Aves; Strigiformes; Tytonidae
Product: cuticle collagen 13-like
Exons: 2
Coding region: 173-1120 (315 amino acids)
Source: RefSeq, a predicted model, not a curated record
UUAGGAUGAUCUGUCGGGACAGUGAGUAACGGUGGCAAACGCUGCCCGUCUGCCCGUAGCCUCAACAUCAGGGAGGGUGAGAGCCGCAUGGACACCCGGGUGGGAGCUGCAGGGCCACCCAGGCACCUGGGUGGGAGCCAAACGGGCACCCAGGAACCCAGGUGGGAGCCACAUGGGCACCCGGGUGGGAGCUGCAGGGCCACCCAGGAACCUGGGUGGGCGCCAAAUGGGCACUCAGGUGGGAGCUGCAUGGGCACCCAGGAACUCCGGUGGGAGCUGCAUGGGCACCCAGGUGGGAGCUGCAGGGCCACCCAGGAACCUGGGUGGGUGCCAAAUGGGCACUCAGGUAGGAGCUGCAUGGGCACCCAGGAACUCCGGUGGGAGCUGCAUGGGCACCCAGGAACCCGGGUGGGAGCUGCAGGACCACAUGGGUGGGGGCCACAUGGGCACCCGGGUGGGAGCUGCAGGGCCACCCAGGCACCUGGGUGGGAGCCAAACAGGCACUCAGGUGGGAGCUGCAUGGGCACCCAGGAACCCGGGUGGGAGCUGCAUGGGCACCCGGGUGGGAGCUGCAGGGCCACCCAGGAACCUGGGUGGGCGCCAAAUGGGCACUCAGGUGGGAGCUGCAUGGGCACCCAGGAACUCCGGUGGGAGCUGCAUGGGCACCCAGGUGGGAGCUGCAGGGCCACCCAGGAACCUGGGUGGGUGCCAAAUGGGCACUCAGGUAGGAGCUGCAUGGGCACCCAGGAACUCCGGUGGGAGCUGCAUGGGCACCCAGGAACCCGGGUGGGAGCUGCAUGGGCACCCAGGAACCCGGGUGGGAGCUGCAUGGGCACCCGGGUGGGAGCUGCAGGGCCACAUGGGCACCCGGGUGGGAGCUGCAGGGCCACCCGGGCGAGCUGGCGGCAGCACCCACGGGACUUCCGUGCGGCGCCCGGUGCAGCCCUUGCCCCACGGUCGGAGCCUGGCCGUCGUGGCCUGGGCAGACACGGUGCACCCCGGGGGGUACCGAGCGGCCCCGGGGGCUGCCGCACCUGCAGGUCCAGCCCCAGGAGGGGGGGUCACCCCCACUAGCUCGGUGGAGCCCCGCGAUGGCACCGGGAGAGGCCCGGGCUGUUGA